UUAGCGCCCUAACGAACCAGUUCUCGGGAGGCACAAUCCCCGUUAAGUCGCGAGUGACGUGAUUCUUUCUUCACUUAUUGUCGAAUGCAAUUAUUUAGAUAUAUACAAUGCGCAUUAAGACUUUCGUCUUCCUAAUUAAUUCUACAUAUAUAUAAGAUAAGACUGAUUCGAAUCGUUUUUUCGCUUUCAAAUUCGCGUGUUUCCUGUUUUAGUGCGUGUGAAUAUUUUUGAAAAUUAUUAUUUAUUCAGAACUGGAAUAUUUUAAUUUUGUGAAGCUAAUUCCAGAACAAAAAUAGUGGAGAAACAGUGGCAUUGAAGUGACGAAGAGAUCAAUAUAUAUAUACAUAUAUAGAGGGCUGAUGUUUGAUACUAAUCGAUACGUCAGUGCAGUGUGAAACGUGGUGUUUGGUUGGCGUGGCAACCCUGAAACUUUCUCUAAAUGGAAUAGAAGAAAAACAAUAGGAAUCACUGAUCGAUUCUGCUCGAAGUCGAAUUGAGUAGUAUGGAGUAAAAUAAGAUGGCUUUGCACGUCCAUGAAGCGUCUCGCGGGUGAAAGGGUUCUUUUGAGAGAAAAAUACAAAAUGAGCACAGCCGUUGAAAAUGGCGUGGGUGCCUCGAAGUCUCGUGGUGUAUUUUCUAGGGCGUUUGCUAAGAGAGCACAGCCCCUCGAAGAAGCAUUGUCGAGCUUAAAUCAGUUGAACAAGGACAGUGAUGUAUUUGCCCUUGAUGAUGCCGUCACAUCACACCCCACCCUGGCCUUAAUGCGCCGCAUCCUUGCUGAUGCGCAGACAAAACUUCGCGUAAUGGUUGAAGAGAACGCAGCGACGGGUGCCCGUCUUGACGGGGAAUUGGAAAGGGCAAGGGGUGAAUGUGCCACAUUAAGGGGCGAGUUAAGAGACGUGAGGGGUUCAUUGGUGUUAAAUAAUAAUAAUUCAAAUGGCGGUGGUGGCAGUAGCAGCGCAAGUAGCAGUAGCAGCAGUACUAAUAACAAUUCAAAUAAUACCUCGUCAUCGACAGCCUCAUCCAGUGGAAGUGGCUCUAACUUAAAUCCGGGACAAGAAAUUGGCGAUGGUCCAAUUCAACAAGAUGAUACCAAGAGACUUAGCGCUGGAAGCAGUCCCGUUGAUAAGAGAAGUUCCGCCAGUGAAAAGUCGGUUAGUCCCGUUGAUAAGAGGACUAGUCCUAUUGAUAAGAAGGAGAGAACAAGCCCCAUUGAUCGAAGGUCAAGUCCGAUAGAAAGAAAAAAUGGAUCACCUUGUCAUAGUCCAAGUGAAAAGGUUCGAAGACCUUAUGCCCCGGCUUUAGAAAAAGCAAGACUGGGAGGUUCUGGCGGAAGUGUCGAUUCAAGAUCAGGAAGCGCAAGUCCAGAUCGAGGUUCAACGAACACAAGAGGAUCGUUUCUCAAUCGUGGAAGUAGUGAGAGAUCGAGCGUUGAGAGGCUACGAAUUUCCACAAAUCGUGAUCCCUUGAGGUCAACCAAAGACUCAAAUGAUCUCGACAAAGAAAACAAGGAUCUUGUGGAUGGAGAUGUACGUCCCGAUGAGGAGAAUGAGCCGCCAGCACCAGCUCCAGGCAGCAGACCAACAUCCCCAGCUAAUUCUCUCGGUCUUGUAGGUGAUCCGGUAGUGGCGUCACGUCUAUCGAACAUUCACGGAGGCAAUGGUCCCGUUGAAUUAGCGAGUGCACGAAGGUUACGCCUCGAGAAUGAAAGAUUGGUGGCGGAAGUUGCACGAUUGAGGCGAUUGUUGUUGAGUGGAGCGUCACGAGGCGAAGUUGGUGGCGAGGAUGCUGCUUUGGAAGAAGAAGCACGCUUUGUCGCCUUGGAAAUGGAACUUCAACAUGCCAGGGAAGCAUUGCAAGCACUCAAAGCUGAUCGCAAAAGACUCAAAGCUGAAAAAUUUGAUUUAUUGAAUCAAAUGAAAGCUCUCUAUGGAACUCUUGAGGACAAGGAACGAGAACUUCGCGAUUUUAUUCGAAAUUAUGAACAGCGGAUGCGUGAAAACGAGGCGACCUUGGGACGUCUUCAACAAGGCGGGGGGCUUCCAUCUGAGGAACGAGACCGUGAGAGAGAACGAGAACGCUGGAGUCUCCUAAGGGCAGCGAGAGACGAGGCGGAUCGGAGUCUUACUUUAGCAGCCAGUUUAGCCGAUAAGGAAGCUGCUUUAUCUCAUGCACAUGCUACCAUUAAAGAGCUUCAAAGACAACUGGUUGAACGUGGAGGCGGAGGUGGAAUUUGUUUGAGUGAUCAGGAGUCACUGGUAUCAUUUCCAAGGGGCAGUAUAAAUGGUGCAGCAACGCCUGGAGCAGGAAGUAGUAGUGGUGGUGGUGGUGGCGGCGGAGGAUGUGGCAUAAUUCCACAUCUAGGAUCUCAACAGCCCCUUGGCGGUAGUGUGGAAUUAGGAAUAACCGUCGGCAAUGCCAGUGGAGGUGUGGGGACUGGAUCCACUUCCGGUGGACAAGCUGGCGAUCGUGGAAGUUGCAGUGCAGACAGUGGUGUUCGUGGUUCCAGCGAUCGGGAAAGUGGUGGCGCCACCAGUGUCGGAGGAAAUCUCUCAGAUUCGACAACCGACGGUGAGCCACUGCAGAAAUUUUCCAGCACACCAACAAUAACGGUCGAGGGAAGUGGUCUCGAUAUGGACAGCAUUUCCGUGGUAUCCUCAGUAGCACCAUCUCACAUGUAUCAAUCUACAACACCAAAAGAUUGCAGUCCAACUUUGUCGCCUUUAAAUGCAUUUUCAAGGUCAAUGGAUAAUUCUUCAUUAUCUCGUUCUGUGGAACAACUGUCGAGUCCUUUGGAAUCUGAACCUAGAAGAAAUAAACAGACACCACCUGUCAUCGCACCUGCCGCACAUUCACGAUCUUCUGCUACACGUGGUGGCACGUGGGGUUCCAUUUCAAGGGUAUUUGCUCGUUCACGUCAUCGAAAAGCAGUGAAUAGUUCAGGAAUUGGGAGCAUGGGGAACGAAGGUCCGGAAGGAUUUGAUCCUUAUCGAUCACGGUCACCACUUACGGAGGAAGGAUAUGCUGAGAAACUUCGUCUACUGAGAGAAGCUGCAUCAGUACCUAUGGAAAGAUGGAGAGCACCAACAGUUUUGGCAUGGCUCGAAGUGGUACUUGGAAUGUCUCAAUAUGGUCCUCGAUGUGCUGAAAAUGUCAAGUCCGGCAAGGUUUUAUUAGAAUUAAGUGACACUGAGCUUGAGGCUGGACUUGGAGUGACUCAUCCUUUGCAUAGGAAAAAGUUAAGACUGGCAAUUGAGGAACAACGACAACCGAAUUUAGUUCGAUAUCCUUGUAUUGCACAAUUAGGACACACUUGGGUCAGUUCUGAAUGGUUGCCUGACCUUGGACUUGCUCAAUAUUCUGAAAGCUUCGCUACAAAUAUGGUAGAUGCGCGAAUGCUGGAUCACCUUAGUAAAAAGGAACUCGAGAAGCUUCUUGGCGUUACGAGAAAGUUUCAUCAAGCGAGUAUCGUUCAUGGAAUUCAUUUACUUCGAAUGCUCAACUACGAUCGACAGGCUCUCGCAGUUAGAAGGCAUAAUUGCGAACAAAUAAACAUGGAUCCUCUUGUUUGGACAAACAAAAGGUUUAUUCGAUGGGCAAGAAGUAUCGAUUUAACUGAAUAUGCGGACAAUCUAAAGGAUUCUGGUGUCCAUGGAGCUUUGGUAGUUUUGGAACCUUCCUUCACUGGCGAUACAAUGGCGACAGCAUUGGGAAUUCCUCCUGCUAAACAUAUGAUUCGACGACAUCUCACAGCAGAACUCGACGGUCUUGUACUUCCAGCAAGAAGUCAACUGGAGGUGGUUUCCCGUAAUGGCACCGGAAGUCGUCCACUGAGCACCAUAAGCGCUGGUGGAAGUCUUGGUCGUGGAAGUCGUGCUCUUCAUCUACAACAUCAUCAGAGUUCACUCUCAGCACUGCACAUGGCAUCCAGUCACAGUAAUACAGUCGACAGACGAAGAUCCAGUCUCAGGGGAUCAUUGAGCAGAGCAUUUGGUUUACGACCUAGAAGUGAAAAAGCAUCACCGUCUUCUUCUUCGGAUACAGGAAGUCUUGCCAGUCAAUAUAUGAGCAGCGUGCGCAGUAAUUCACCGCCUCCACCUCAACUUCCGCCACGACCAGCCCUAUUGGGUGGGAAAAAGCAUCGUCGAGUUAAGAGCAUCGGUGACAUUGAAUAUAUAAGCAAUACCAUUGUCAGUACACCCGUCUGACAAGAGGGUAGGUCCCAUCAUUCGGGGCCUUAUCGCAGUUUGAGCGAGCGUGGUUAUUCCUCAGCGUCUUAUUCAUCUCAA
Messenger RNA from Leptopilina boulardi, 4289 nucleotides. It is a transcript of the gene Liprin-gamma, whose product is annotated as kazrin. Gene Ontology annotation, molecular function: protein binding. Bases 534 to 4208 code for a protein of 1224 amino acids. The record is from RefSeq and is a predicted model, not a curated record. The transcript is spliced from 17 exons. Lineage: Eukaryota; Metazoa; Arthropoda; Insecta; Hymenoptera; Figitidae.